GGAUUACUUUCUCUUUUUUGGUAGUGACACGUACGCACUAGUGUUAUAAAUAGCCCACAAAAUGAAGCCUUGAGUCUCAAAUAUACACAAUAACACAAAGCUAUUAACUUAAUCAAGUAUAUAUAAUUUAAUAGCCUUGAAGAAAUAUAACUUAAUAAAAUCGAAUGGAGUUCUUCGUAGACAAAACCAUCUUGGUCACCGGCGCCACUGGUUUCCUUGCCAAAGUGCUGGUAGAGAAAAUCCUUAGAACACAACCAGAUGUAAAAAAGAUUUUCCUCCUUAUCAGAGCCAAAGAUUCCGCAUCUGCCAAACAAAGAUUUAUCCAUCAGGUGGUGGAGAGCGAAUUGUUUAGUGUGGUGAAGGAGAAAUAUGGCGGCGACUUGUUCGCCGCCAUAUUGGAAGAGAAGGUGUUUCCGGUGGCCGGCGACGUCUCCUUUGAAGAUUUGGGGAUUGAAAACAAAGAGGUGAAAGAUGAAAUGUUGAGAGAGGUUGACAUCAUCGUCAACUCUGCUGCAACAACCACUUUUAACGAAAGGUAUGAUGUUGCCAUGAACAUUAACACGUUGGGAGCGAUGAACGUCCUCAACUUUGCCAAGAAUUGUUUUAAAGUGAACAUCGCCCUUGUCCAUGUAUCCACCGCAUAUGUUUGUGGCGAGGGGAAUGGAAUAAUGCUAGAAAAGCCACUCAUUUUGGGUGAAACGCUGAAUGGGACCUCGAAAUUAGACAUUGAUGUGGAGAAGAAAGUGAUACAAGAGAAAUUAGAGGAGCUUCAAACCCAAAAUGCUAACGAAAAAGAUGUUAAAUCUGCCAUGAGAGACUUGGGCAUUCAAAGGUUCAGCUUCUUUUUUUGCUACACACACCGAUAGAUCCAUAAAAUAAAUAAUACCUCUGUCGCUAAAUGUUUGUCCAAUUUUGAAUAUUUUUGGUCAAUCCAUAUCGUUUUCAAUCUUUGAUUUAUAAUCAAGUAAAAUAUUAUUAAAUAAAAUAAUAUUUUGAAAAUAUUUCAUAUAAUAAAUCUAAUAAAACUAUUCUUGUAUC
Cuscuta campestris is the source of this 1038-nucleotide messenger RNA. Lineage: Eukaryota; Viridiplantae; Streptophyta; Magnoliopsida; Solanales; Convolvulaceae. The record is from the annotation of a GenBank genome assembly.